Lacerta agilis (Sand lizard) is the source of this 3414-nucleotide messenger RNA. It is a transcript of the gene ATP1A3, whose product is annotated as ATPase Na+/K+ transporting subunit alpha 3. The transcript has 23 exons. Gene Ontology annotation, molecular function: ATP binding; P-type sodium:potassium-exchanging transporter activity; ATP hydrolysis activity. NCBI's taxonomy places the organism in Eukaryota, Metazoa, Chordata, Lepidosauria, Squamata, Lacertidae. Bases 231 to 3314 code for a protein of 1027 amino acids. The record is from RefSeq and is a predicted model, not a curated record. Gene Ontology annotation, biological process: potassium ion import across plasma membrane; sodium ion export across plasma membrane; intracellular potassium ion homeostasis. Gene Ontology annotation, cellular component: membrane.
CGGCAGGAGUGCGUCGAGUUCUGUCCUUCCGCGCCUGGCAGCCGUGGGCACAGCAUCCCUGGCUGGGGCGCAGGCAGCUCCCUCCUCUCCCCUCUGUCUGUCUCACUCUUUCUCUCUCCCUUUCUCUUUUGCUCUCUCUUUCCCAUUCCAUCCAUCCGCCUGCCUGCCUGCCUGCUAGACACCCCCAGGAGAGUCUGGGUCAUCCAGACUGAGACGCCCAAGCCGCCAACAUGGGGUACGGCCGCUCAGAUAGCUACCGCGUGGCAACCACGCAAGACAAGCACGAUGAGAACUCUUCACCGAAGAAGAGCAAAGCGCAGCAGAAGAUCCGAGAUCUGGAUGAUCUUAAGAAGGAGGUGGCGAUGACUGAGCAUAAAAUGUCCAUUGAAGAAGUGUGCCGGAAAUACAACACAGACUGUGUGCAGGGUCUGACCCACAGCAAAGCCCAAGAGUUCUUGGCCCGAGAUGGCCCCAAUGCACUCACCCCGCCACCCACCACUCCCGAAUGGGUGAAGUUUUGCCGCCAGCUGUUUGGGGGUUUCUCCAUCCUCUUGUGGAUCGGUGCCAUCCUCUGCUUCUUGGCCUAUGGCAUCCAGGCAGGAACGGAGGACGACCCAGCGGGAGACAAUCUGUACCUGGGUAUCGUCUUGGCUGCUGUCGUCAUCAUCACUGGCUGCUUCUCCUACUACCAAGAAGCCAAAAGUUCUAAGAUCAUGGAGUCGUUCAAGAACAUGGUGCCCCAGCAAGCCCUGGUCAUCCGGGAAGGCGAGAAGAUGCAACUCAAUGCCGAAGACGUGGUGGUUGGCGAUCUGGUAGAGGUGAAAGGGGGAGACAGGGUCCCAGCGGAUCUCAGGAUCAUCUCGGCUCAUGGCUGUAAGGUGGACAACUCCUCAUUGACUGGUGAAUCAGAGCCACAGACGCGAUCCCCUGAUUGCACCCAUGACAACCCUCUGGAGACAAGGAACAUCACUUUCUUCUCUACCAACUGUGUAGAAGGCACAGCACGUGGGGUCGUCAUCGCCACAGGGGACCGCACCGUGAUGGGCCGAAUUGCCACGCUCGCCUCGGGCUUGGAGGUCGGCAAGACCCCCAUUGCAAGGGAGAUCGAGCACUUCAUCCAGCUGAUCACCGGUGUGGCUGUCUUUUUGGGGGUUUCCUUCUUCGUCCUCUCUCUGAUUCUGGGCUACUCCUGGCUUGAAGCUGUCAUCUUCCUCAUUGGCAUCAUUGUGGCCAACGUCCCCGAGGGGCUCCUGGCUACGGUCACCGUAUGUCUGACCUUGACAGCCAAACGCAUGGCCCGCAAGAAUUGCUUGGUGAAGAACUUGGAGGCCGUCGAGACCCUGGGCUCCACCUCCACCAUCUGCUCGGACAAAACAGGGACCCUGACUCAGAACCGUAUGACCGUUGCCCACAUGUGGUUUGACAACCAGAUCCACGAGGCUGAUACUACUGAGGACCAGUCUGGCACGGCCUUCGACAAGAGUUCUGCUACCUGGGUGGCAUUGUCCCACGUUGCAGGGCUUUGCAACCGAGCUGUCUUCAAGGGAGGUCAGGAAAAUGUGCCCAUCCUCAAGCGUGACGUGGCAGGAGAUGCUUCUGAGUCCGCCCUGCUAAAGUGCAUUGAGCUCUCGUCCGGAUCCGUCAAGCUGAUGAGGGAGAAAAACAAAAAAGUGGCUGAGAUCCCUUUCAACUCCACCAACAAAUACCAGCUCUCGAUUCACGAGACAGAGGACCCCAACGAUAACCGCUACCUGCUGGUGAUGAAGGGCGCACCUGAACGCAUCCUGGACCGAUGCUCCACCAUCCUCUUCCAAGGCAAAGAACAGCCCCUUGACGAGGAGAUGAAAGAAGCUUUUCAGAAUGCCUACCUGGAGCUUGGAGGUCUUGGCGAGAGGGUGCUAGGUUUCUGCCACUUCUACAUGCCUGAGGAACAGUACCCCAAAGGGUUUGCCUUCGACUGCGACGAUGUCAACUUUACCACCGAGAACCUCUGCUUCGUUGGGCUCAUGUCCAUGAUUGAUCCUCCCCGCGCUGCUGUGCCCGAUGCUGUGGGCAAGUGCCGAAGCGCUGGCAUCAAGGUGAUCAUGGUAACAGGUGACCAUCCCAUCACAGCCAAGGCCAUUGCUAAAGGUGUGGGCAUCAUCUCUGAAGGUAACGAGACCGUGGAAGACAUUGCUGCCCGGCUGAACAUCCCCGUCAGCCAGGUCAACCCCAGAGAUGCCAAAGCCUGUGUGAUCCAUGGCACCGACUUGAAAGACAUGGGCACAGAGCAAAUCGAUGAGAUUCUGCAGAACCACACGGAAAUUGUCUUUGCCCGGACUUCCCCACAGCAGAAGCUCAUCAUUGUGGAAGGUUGCCAGAGACAGGGUGCGAUUGUGGCUGUAACAGGCGACGGCGUGAAUGACUCCCCUGCCCUGAAGAAGGCCGACAUUGGGGUGGCAAUGGGCAUUGCCGGUUCUGACGUCUCCAAGCAGGCUGCCGACAUGAUCCUCUUAGAUGACAACUUUGCCUCUAUUGUCACUGGAGUCGAAGAGGGACGCCUGAUCUUUGACAACCUGAAGAAAUCCAUUGCCUACACCUUGACCAGCAACAUCCCUGAGAUCACCCCUUUCCUGCUGUUCAUCAUGGCCAACAUCCCUCUGCCUCUGGGUACCAUCACCAUCCUCUGCAUUGACUUGGGCACUGACAUGGUGCCAGCCAUCUCCUUGGCUUACGAAGCAGCUGAGAGUGACAUCAUGAAGCGACAGCCACGAAACCCCAGGACUGACAAGCUGGUGAAUGAGAGGCUGAUCAGCAUGGCCUACGGGCAGAUUGGAAUGAUUCAGGCGUUGGGCGGUUUCUUCUCCUACUUUGUGAUCUUGGCCGAGAACGGCUUCCUUCCAUCUGUUCUCGUCGGCAUCCGCCUCAACUGGGAUGACCGGACAUGCAACGAUCUGGAAGAUUCGUAUGGGCAACAAUGGACCUACGAACAGCGCAAAGUGGUAGAGUUCACCUGCCACACAGCCUUCUUCGUCAGCAUCGUGGUGGUGCAGUGGGCUGACUUGAUCAUCUGCAAAACCAGAAGGAAUUCAGUCUUCCAGCAGGGCAUGAGAAACAAGAUCCUUAUUUUUGGUCUCUUUGAGGAGACUGCCUUGGCCGCCUUCCUGUCAUACUGCCCAGGCAUGGAUGUGGCGCUGAGAAUGUACCCCCUGAAGCCCAGCUGGUGGUUCUGCGCUUUCCCUUACAGCUUCCUCAUUUUUGUGUAUGAUGAAAUCCGUAAACUUAUACUGCGCCGUAACCCAGGAGGAUGGGUGGAGAAAGAAACCUACUACUGAGUCUCCUCCCUUGUCUGUGGCUGGUUGUCUCCCCUUAAGGGGGAGUGCUCUCCCCUCCAAAAUUCUGCCUGUCCCCCCUGCCUAAUUAUGAGAGAGAGAG